Dichomitus squalens LYAD-421 SS1 is the source of this 3132-nucleotide messenger RNA. RefSeq names its product Utp14-domain-containing protein. Bases 1 to 3132 code for a protein of 1043 amino acids. Lineage: Eukaryota; Fungi; Basidiomycota; Agaricomycetes; Polyporales; Polyporaceae. Gene Ontology annotation, biological process: rRNA processing. The transcript has 9 exons. Gene Ontology annotation, cellular component: nucleolus; small-subunit processome. The record is from RefSeq and is a predicted model, not a curated record.
AUGGCCAGGGGUAGAGCCUCUGGAAAGUUUACCACCUCCAGCCGGCCAUCGCGCAAGGCGGCAAAUGCACUCGGUUAUGCGAAGCGGCAGAGUCUGAAGUCCAAUACGUUGAGCUCUGGGCUCUCGGACGUGUACGAAUAUCAACAGGAGAAGGUCCGUCGUGCAAAAAUCAAGCCUUUGCUGGAGAGGGAUGAGACAACGGGAAUGGGCGCGGCCGAUAGUGGGGGCGAGGAGGAGGGUGCAGGAGGGAGGAGGAGGGACACAAGGCCCAGGCUCAUUGGAGAAAACGAUGACGACGAGGGUAUUGCGGAGGAAGAUGAUGAGGAGAUCGACAGUGAUGAAGCGUUCGAGGAGAGCGAUGAAGAGCGCUUUGCCGGCUUCAGCUUCUCGCAGAAAGCCAAGGAAAGGUCAAAGCCUAAGCGGAAAGCUCCCGCCAAGACUCGCGCCGUGCGAUUUGUAGACGUUGACCUCAACGAGGAUGACGUCGAAGAAGCCGAAGGGGUUGCAGAAGACGAUUCAUCUUCCGAGGACGGCGACGAAGAGGAGGAGCAAGAGGAAGAAGGCGAUCCCAGCGAAUUCAUUGAUGUUUUGGAUGUCCUGGACGGUCGCGGGGAAUCAGAUAGUGAAACUGGUAUGGGAAAAGCCGAGAGGGAAGAUCAGGCGAGAAGGACAGCGGCCGGAAGUGGUGAGGAAUUCGACACAGAUGGGGAUGAGGAUAUGGAGGACUCGGCCGAAGAAGAUGACGACGACGAAGAGGAGGAUGAAGAGGAGGAGGCAAAGAUCGUCUCUGCCUCCGAGGACGAAGGCGAAGAUGGCGACGAUGCGCUGCAAGAGCUCGAGAGCUUCGUUACCGGUCUCGACGCUGGGCAUAAACGCAAAGCACCUGAUGAUGACGAUGCAGCAGUAGAUGGUGCUGAUUCCAAGCCUGCGCGAAAGCGCAGGUUACUGCCCGAAUUGACCGAAGCAGGGGUAGAGAACGAGUUUGCCGCUACUACAGGAGACGGGAAGCUCAGCCUAGACGAUCUUUUGGCUCCUCUGGAGGGCGGCCAAUCGGCAAAUCUCCAAUCGCUCAGGAAGUCGGCAAAAGUUCUUGCCUCAACCGGGGGAAAGAUCAAGACUCUUUCUGCACCGUUACCUCAACGUACCGCGGAACGUCUCGACCGUGAGGCUGCAUACGAGCAGACUAAGGAGGAAGUCGACAAGUGGAAGGUCACUAUGCAGCGCAUCAAGGAGGCUGAGCACUUGAGCUUCCCUCUUCAAGCCGAGCCCAAGAGCAGGACAUCAAACCUCGAGCUUGCCGCCAAGUUCAAGGCAGGUCUACAACACGCCGUUGACAAGCUCCUCAAGUCCGCAAAGAUGCGCGAGGACGAGAUCGCCCAAACCGAAUCCCUCAAGUUGAAUCAUCUCUCCGUCGAAGAAGUCGCCGCGCGCCGCGCUGAGCUCGCGAAGAUGCGCGACCUCAUGUUCCGUGCCGAAGCUAAGGCGAAGCGCAUCGCGAAAAUCAAGAGCAAAACGUAUCGCCGCAUCAAGAAGAAGGAGCGCGCGCGUCUUGCGGAGAAGCUAGGGGAGGGUUCGGACGACGACCUGGAUGACGAGGAGGCGCGGCUGAAGCGCGAGGUCGAGCGCGCGAGGGAGCGGGCAACCUUGAGGCACAAGAACACGGGCAAGUGGGCGAAGGCGAUGCGCGCGCGGGGCGAGCUGGACGAGGACCAGCGCAGAGACAUCAACGAGAUGCUGGACAGGGGCGAAAAGCUGCGGCGGAAGAUUCAGGGCCAGGGUGAGAGCGACGAGGAGAGCGGGGAUGAGAGUGACGACGGGGACGAUGGGGAGAGCUUUGCACACAUCAAGGCGAAGGCGUUCGACGAACUCGCUGCGUUGGACGCGGAGCAGCCUGAGGCGCCUGAAGGCAAAAAGAGCAAAAGUAUCUUUGAGAUGAAGUUCAUGAAGGAUGCGAUGGCUCGCGAGCAGCGCAAGGCGAAAGAGAUAGCCGAUGACUUCGUCAAAGAGAUGGGCAGCGAUCAUGGUGACGAUGGCGAGGACGUGGACGUGGACGUGCAGCAAGUGGCGGAGGAGCCGUUGAACGUGACGGUUCAGCGGACAGGUGGGCGCGUAGUCUAUCGUCCUGGUGUGAUGACAUCGGGCAUGCGACCCGCUGGCUCUCUGGCUUCGGAUACAUCGAGCGUAACACUGAAGUCCACGGACGUUCCUCCAGAAGGUUUGCCAGAACAGUCUGCCUCGCCUCCAGGCUCGCCCGUCUCACAACGCCGUGUCCCUUCCCCGGCCGCCGAGGUCAACCCCUGGCUCGCUCAAGCAAGCAGCUCUAGCAAAGGCCUGACGAAGCACGAGGUCGCUGUUAGCAAAGAGAGCGCCGCUGUCGAGAAGUCCAGGAACAAGCUCCGCAAACGCCAGCAGAAGCGACUCGAGGAGAAGGUGAAGGCGCAGGAGGAUGCCGAAGUCGACAUUUCCCUGUCCACCGUCAUGACCCUGUCUGAGCCUUCGAAGGCGAGCGAACCGUCCAAAGUCACUGCCUUGAAGUCUGCGCCUGCUGCGGACGGCAAGGCGAAGGCGACCUCCGCCGCCGACGAGGAUAGUGACUCGGACGUCAACAGCGAACUCGAGGAGCAAGAGCGGGCUGCCGCACGGAAAAGCAAGGGAAAAGGCAAGGCGAACGGCGUGAAGGCGUUCGAACAACGCGAUCUCGUCGCCCUCGCUUUUGCCGGCGACAAUGUUGUUCAGGACUUCGCCGAGGCUAAACGCCGCGAGAUGGCAGAAGACGCUCCGAAGGAGAUUGACAACACACUUCCAGGUUGGGGCUCAUGGGGAGGCGCUGGCACGAAGAAGGCCGCUCCCAAACCGCAUCUGAUCAAGAAGGUCGCGGGGAUCGACCCCAAGUCGCGUGCAGACUACAAGAAGGCGCACGUCAUAAUCUCGGAAAAGCGCGACAAGAAGGCAGCCAAGUACCUCGUCAAGGACCUGCCGUACCCUUACACGAGUAAGGCGCAAUUUGAGCGGAGUAUGGAGGUCCCGCUCGGCACCGAGUGGAACACGCGCCUCGGCUUCCAGAGGGCGACGCUGCCCAAGGUCGUCACAAAGAUGGGAACGCUCAUCACACCCCUCGAAAAACUCUCAUGA